UUAUAAUCAUACAUCUUCUCUCUCUCACUUUCUCUCUCUAUAUCUUCUCUCUCUAAAAGGGGCUUUACAGAAAGGAUGGCAGAAGCUCAAGAACUGUGAGCCAACCAAAUUGACCACCAUUACUCUUUCCUUCAUCCCUUCUGUUAUCAUCAGUUUUCAUCAAUUACAACAAAUAUUCAUAUUAAUUAAUUUUAAUUUCAUUCUCAAAAAAAAAAAAAAAAAAACGAGGCAGCAAAAUGACCUCGCCUCUUCCUCAUUUCUCUACAGUUAUCCCUCCUACUGUUAGUGGCAGUAGGUUUACUCGUUUCGAUCCCAUUUAUUUUUCUUCCUUCAGCCGUAGACGAUUUGCCCCUCUGUCCAACUGUUCUUUCCAGAAAAAUAAGUUGCCUUCUGGAUAUGAGAGCACAACAAGACGUCAAAGAAUAGAUAAUUCGAUCGAUGAAGAUAAAAAACACGAGAUCCAAAUGUUCGGGUCCGGUGAUGAAGUUUCCACAAAGAUUCCAACUCAAGCCCAGUCUCUCGUCGAAGGAUCUAAUUCCGUUUUGGUCUCCGAAUAUAAACCGAGUGCUGAUGUGGAUUACCUCCAGGAGUUACUAGCAAUUCAACAACAAGGGCCGAGAACAAUUGGCUUUUUCGGGACACGAAAUAUGGGGUUCAUGCAUCAAGAACUCAUCGAGAUUCUCAGCUAUGCACUGGUCAUAACCAAAAACCAUUUAUUCACCUCAGGAGCAUCAGGUACUAACGCAGCUGUUAUAAGAGGAGCUCUUCGUGCUGAAAAACCCGAGCUUCUUACUGUUAUUUUGCCUCAAAGUUUGAAGAAGCAACCCCCCGAGAGUCAAGAAUUGCUCUCUAAGGUAAAGAAUGUAGUCGAGAAGCCUUACAACGACCAUCUUCCUCUGAUAGAAGCCAGCAGGUUGUGUAACAUGGACAUAAUCUCACAAGUUCAACAGGUUAUUUGUUUCGCGUUUCACGACAGUAGAUUACUCAUGGAAACCUGUCAAGAAGCUAAGAAUAUGCGAAAGAUUGUUACUCUUUUUUAUCUCGAUUGAUUCGACUUUCGAGUCCUAAAGGCACUAAUCGUUUGUCAAUAUGUCGUUAUUCAAAAAGGUGAUUUUUUUUUUUUAAAUUUUAAAUUUUGGGUUUAAAUGGCUCAUUUAGCUUGAAGAUGCUAGUUUUGAUUCCAACUUGUUUGGCCAAAUUGGAUUUGAUUUGAAUGAUGGGGUUCAUUUUUUGUGUUACUUUAUUAUUUAAAUUCAUGUGUACAAUACUGCCUUCAGACUUUUCUUAUUUUAA
Erythranthe guttata (spotted monkey flower) is the source of this 1293-nucleotide messenger RNA. RefSeq lists its product as hypothetical. NCBI's taxonomy places the organism in Eukaryota, Viridiplantae, Streptophyta, Magnoliopsida, Lamiales, Phrymaceae. The record is from RefSeq and is a predicted model, not a curated record.